Molecule: messenger RNA, 2010 nt
Organism: Beta vulgaris subsp. vulgaris (sugar beet)
Lineage: Eukaryota; Viridiplantae; Streptophyta; Magnoliopsida; Caryophyllales; Amaranthaceae
Product: ankyrin repeat-containing protein NPR4
Exons: 10
Coding region: 1-1737 (578 amino acids)
Cellular component (GO): plasma membrane
Molecular function (GO): protein phosphatase regulator activity; protein phosphatase 1 binding
Source: RefSeq, a predicted model, not a curated record
AUGAACAAAGAGGAAACUGGCAGGCGGUUGCUUGAGAAAUUUUGGUGGCUCAUCAACUUAGCUGAUGACAGGGGAAAAACUGCUCUAAACAACGCCAAAGAAGCAUGUGUCCCCUGGCUUGUAUGUUUGCUGAUGAACCCUUCUUUAAUCCAAAAAGAACCCUUCGAUUGGAUUACAGCAUGCGAGCGAUCAGAUGAAACCUGGGCUGUAUAUGCCUUCAUUGAUAGUUGUCAAGAUCUUCAGAUGAUGUGCCGCGACCAAAAUGACACUCCUCUGCACCACAUCAAAUUACGAACUUACAGAGAUUACUUUAAUUUCCUCAAGAUACCAUCCAUUGCAGAGCUUAAGAAUACAAUCGAUUAUGAGGGUGCAACGCCUUUGCAUCGAGCACUCGAGAGGAAGGACAUGAAUCUAGCUAGGGCACUACUCAUUGAUAAUGGGGUUGAGCGAAACAUGGAGGACUAUCAUGGUGCAACUUCCAUGGAUUUGCUUGCCAAGCUUUGCAAAGAAAAUGACCACUGGGCGAAGAUGUGCAAACAAAUCAAAGUAAAUCCAUACCUGAAAACAACAUACAUCCAACCUGGGACGAAUCUGGACCAGAUGCGAAACACACUCUCUGUGGUUGCAGCUCUGUUGGCAACAAUUACAUUUGCAGCUGGGUUCACUCUUCCUGGUGGCCUUAACAGUGUAACUGGCGAUGCUAUUCUCGGAAAGAGAGCAUCAUUUCUAGUGUUCUUACUAUCAGAUGCAUACGCCAUGUGUACAUCCAUGUUCGUCUUGUUUUGCUUGAUAUGGUCCAUGGUUUCUGACCGUGAUAUGUCAUAUUUAUUGGUUGAUCGCAGUGUUCUGAUACUUAUGCAAUCCCUAUAUGGGACGAUGGUUGCAUUUAUGACCGGCAUUUAUACUGUAAUUGGCCAUAGCUCUUUGUGGGCAGCCAUCAUUAUCUUUGCCAUGUGCUCUUUCAUUGGAAUUUCAGCUAAUAGAACCAUUUUGCAUAACGUACUUGCCAAGUUAAUCCCUGCAGCAAACCAAGACCGGAAAGAUAAAUUUCGAUUGCUUGAAGAGGGAAAAGCAUCUAGUUCUGGAAAUAAGGACUCUCAGGGAGGCGAGGGAACAUACAACGAUGCACAUGAAAACCACGAAGAUCACAUCCCAUUGCUGAAAGAGGGAGAAGCAUCUAUUACUCAGAAUGAUAAUUCUCAACAAGCCACGUUAAUUCCUGCAGCAAGCCAAGACCAUGAAGAUAAACUACAAUUGCUUGAAGAGGGAAAAACAUCUACUUCUGGAAAUAAUAACUCUCCGAGAGUCAAGGGAACACACAACGAUGCACAUAAAAACCACAAAGAUCAAAUCCCAUUGCUGAAAGAGGGAGAAGCAUCUAUUACUCAAAAUGAUGGCUCUCAACAAGCCAAGUUAAUCCCUGCAGCAAACCAAGAGCAGAAAGAUAAAUUUCGACUGCUUGAAGAGGGAAAAGCAUAUAGUUCUGCACAUAAAAACCACAAAGUUCAAAUCCCAUUGCUGAAAGAGGGAGAAGCAUCUAUUACUCAGGACGAUGGCUCUCAACAAGCCAAGUUAAUCCCUGCAGUAAACCAAGACCAGAAAGAUAAAUUUCGAUUGCUUGAAGAGGGAAAAGCAUAUAGUUCUGCACAUAAAAACCACAAAGAUCAAAUCCCAUUGCUGAAAGAGGGAGAAGCAUCUAUUACUCAGAAUGAUGACACUCUCAACAAGCCAAGUUAACAUGUAGCAGUUGAAGGGAGAAAACGUCAACUUUUAGAUAUUUACUUUGGGGUUUCAGAUUAUGUAGCAGUGAUGCAGAUUUACCUACUUAAUUCUUCUUUAUUUGUUCUGAGUUUAAUACAGAAAAGAUUUAUAUCAUGCGCUAACAGCUUUUUGUGUAUAUUGGGGCCUGGGGAGGGCGGAGAUCCUAUUGUUACUAUUCAAAGAUGAAUGUUUUCAUUGGAAAUAGUUGACUGUUUGCUCUUUUAUAUAGCCCCACUUAAUAUUUAUUGA